CCACAAUGCCUUUCGACGAUAGGCGUGUAAUAUGGCGGAAAAGUUCUCUAGCGAAGUCUUGAAGUUGAAGGUGAAAAAGCGACUAAAUUUAACCACCCAAGCUUAACAAGACAAAACUAAACGCUASUACAUUUAAAGAAGGGACUAUUUUCCGCCUUGGGAACGUUGGAUUUGUAUUUAAAGACUUGGAAUACUGAUUUCUUUUGCUGGGCGUUAGUUUGGGCUCGGCAAGCGAACUUCUCUAGGGCUCAACUCUUCAACUGUGUGUAGCUAAUUACCUUUUAGGCUUACAAGGAGUCAAGAUGGGGAGCAUCCUUGGAAAGAUUUUCCGCAACAAGGAGAUGAGGAUAUUAAUGUUAGGACUUGAUGCUGCAGGAAAGACAACUAUACUGUACAAGUUAAAAUUGGGACAGUCGGUCACUACUAUUCCUACUGUGGGAUUCAAUGUUGAAACAGUCACUUACAAAAAGAUAAAGUUUAAUGUUUGGGACGUAGGAGGUCAAGACAAGAUUCGGCCCUUGUGGCGGCACUACUACACUGGUACACAAGGGCUAAUUUUUGUAGUAGAUUCUGCAGAUCAUGAUAGGAUUGACGAAGCUAAAGACGAACUACACAAGAUCAUUAAUGACAGGGAAAUGAAAGAUUGUAUUAUAUUAGUAUUUGCUAACAAAAUGGAUUUACCUGAUGCACUCAAGCCUAAUCAAAUUGAGGAAAGAUUUAACCUUUCGAAAUACAGAGAUAGAAAGUGGUAUGUUCAACCUUCAUGUGCAACUACAGGUGAUGGCCUCUAUGAAGGCUUGACAUGGCUCAACAAUAACUACAAAUCAUGAUUAAAACACCUAGUUUAAUACCACAAGAAUCCAACUUCAUAACAAAAAAUGGAAACUUUAAAGGGAAGCACGGACACUAAAAGUACAGCAGCGCAACUUAAUCCCGUGAACGUGUCUAGGAAAUUGUAAGCAAUUGUGGAUUCUUCUUUUAUAGCAAUGUGUAUAGAACAAGAGGCAUUCUUUUUGUUCUAAAAAAAUUCCAUUUAGAGGGUACAUUGAAAAUGUUUAGUAUAUUUGUAUAUUAAUUAGUAUAAUUUUAGACUUAAAUGUAGAGUUUCGCACGCUGUGAUUGGUUGAGUGACCAGUGAUUCUGAGAUGAUAGUUAGUGCUUGAGCAGUGAUUUUGAGGUUUCCCUAAGUUUGCCAGAGUGGAAGUGAUACAGAAACGUUUUUUAACCCUGAAUUUCAUCUUUCCUCUGAAAUUCAAGUCUGAAAUUAUACUAGGACGAUUAUUCCCGUCAGGCUCAGUGUUUAUGGUAGAUAUUUACCUCGCUGUUCAAAGACUUGCGGCUCGGUAAAUAUUCACUAAUAAUUACUUCUCCUUAGGCGAAUAAUUGUUAUUGAUAAAUAAUCGUGUUGUCUGUUUAGGCAAUGUUGUGAUUAUCCUGUCAGAUAUAACRAACAAAUUCCAGUCCAAGUUUGCAAAUAUAUAAAAAUAUAUAUAGCUCUCUAACAGAUUCACCCUCUUGUAUUUUUUAUGUUUCACUGAGAAAAUAUUUCAAUUUUUGUACACCUUAAAAUUGCAUCGCAACAUUACUGUUGCAGUCAUUCCUCUUGGGAGGCAUUUGCAACAAUAGAUAUUCUAAUACCAGUAGCCUGACUUGGACCACAAGCCAUAAAUACUUGAACUGUAGACCAUGGAGGCAUCCAAAUAACCCAUUGUUUUAGUAUAAGCAAACAAGUUCGAGAGUAUAAUUUAUAAAAUAACAAAAGACAUUGCAAUCAUCGGCAGUACUUUGAUUUGUUUAAUUCCAUCUCUACUCAUGAUUUAUGAAGUAAUAACUACCAGUGCUAAGAAUAACGGCUGGUCAGUCGCUGGUCAGGAUUAAAUAACUCUUUCAUACCUCGUUUCUGGCUCAACGUUCCUGGUCAAAAACUACCAGCAAAGGCAAAGUUUUGACUGGACAACUUCCAAUUCUGUUUGAACAUUGUCCAAUGGUCAUCAUUUUUAGCAUAAUUUGCCCGCGAUAGUGAUGUAGCCAAUCAGAACUAAGUUGUGAUAAAGAUUCCAUGAGUUUGUUUAUACUAAUUUUUCUCAAAAUUGCUGUGUGCUAGUCCACCAGAGAAGUAAUUGGGGAAAUUAUUUACUGCAAGAACAAAAAGAAAUUUUAAUAAGUCUGUGAUCUGCUACUGCAUUAACUUUUCCACAAAUGAGGGAUGAAGGAUAGUGUCAAUUAAACCUACUAUUCUGAUGUGGAUUGAGGCAAAAUUCACAACAGAUUAUUGCUAAUAGACUGCUGAUAAUCAAAUAAAUUUGCAGUGUACUUUCCCAUGUACCUUUUACUCUACCAAUUUGAUUGACAGUUGUGCUGUUGCGAAUUUACUCCUCAUCAGAGUGUAGGAAUGGAAACAGUGUUAAUGGUCCAUUUUAGAAAAACUAUACUUAUAAAGUUUAGUCUCUUCAAUAAUUCCUUUCAAGAUCUUGUUCUAUUCUAAAUGGCCAGGGAUUCAAGGUCGAUAGCACAAGUUAGCAGUUUAAUCUCAUUAAGACUUAAUGAUCAUCUCAAGACUACAGUCUUACGAAUAACAAACAGAACAAAAAAUGAGAUAUUGGAAAAUUAAGAGUUGGAAAUUUACAGAAGCUUGUUGGAUGGUCGAGACAAAAGGGUAAUUAUACACCAAUUUUUUGCUGCUGAAAAUGAUGUUCUGUUUCCUUUUUGAUGGUUAGACUCGAUGUAGCUUGACUACUGCCUAUUUUAAACAGACCAUCAUAACAUACAUGUUGAGAAGUUUUGCAUGAACAUCACAUCCAUGUUAGAGGACAGAAUAUAGAAUCCCUUUGUUCUGAGGAACUUGAUAAAUACAGUAUAAAAUGUAUGAACACAUCAAGUCCUUUCUUGUUACUCGGACAAAUUCAGGAAAGGUCUAUAAAUAUGAUGAAUAAUCAUGUAAAAUGAUUGUAUUGUUCCUACCAUCCAACAUGGUUACAGUCAUGUUAUCACACUAAAUCAAAGUCUUAUAAAUUUCCCCCAAGUUAAAUGGUACAUUAAUUAAUAAGCAUGUCAACAUUUUCAAAGGGACACUAUCAACAAAGUUCAAAACUGGUUAACAAUUGUACAUUGAAAUAGUAUAAGUAACCUUUAUUGAGCUUUUAGAACAAUUUCUUAUGCCAUCUAAAACAAGGGUAAAAGCCCUAAUACAAGACUGUUCAAGUAUAUUUUUUUCUAGGCUAGGGUAGAUCUAUUCAAAAAGUAUUAUAACUUUAUUCUACAAAUAGCCCACUUCUGAGAUAUCCUUUGCCUGUCACACACAACAGUUUCAGUGCUAAAUUAAGACUCUCUUCUUUUCUCCCGCCAAAAAUCACCAAGUAUUAUGCACGAAGCCUUACGUGGAAACCUUUGUGCAUGGCAAGCAAAGCAUAUAUCAAAAGUGGGCUAGACCUUAUUAGAAAUGUGUCUAAAAGCUUUAUGCAGAAUCCUUCAGCAUGUAGAUUACUAGUUAGCUGGUCUAGUUUAGCCCAGUCAAGGGUAAAAGGGAAUGACCUUUUUUGGAGAGGGGAUUAGGGGAAGGAAGGACAGAGACCUUGAUCAAUUCUGUCUUUUUUUGUCUAAACAUAAUUUUAGGUGUCUUUUUUAAUUGUCUUUUCAUCUCCUGCAAAAAUUUUUUUCUUAAAUAUUCCCAACCCCAUCCCCCUCAUCAAAAAGGUCUUUCUUGAUCCAACACUAGCCAGCUAUGAGCAUAUAAUUCAAUAAUGUAGUCUGUUCUCAGUGCCACAGGUCUUGAGGUCAAGGCCUGGCUGUUUUAGCAGUAGUAGACUAAGAACUUUAUUCUUAAAGGGUAUAUUACAUGAAAUUUUUUGUUGUUGACAUUUGUAAAAGUAGGACAUUUGCUAAGUUCGAUUUUGAUAUCAAAAUCAUGAUUAAAAAAACGCCAUAGCUUUUUGGUAUGGUAUCAGAAUUGCAUUAAAAAUGAUACCACAAAGCCUAGAUAUACCUGGGAACAUUUUAAAAGGCAUAUAGCAUGGAUUUGUGAAAAAAUACUAAUUUGUGAAAACAUACUGAUUUUGUAAGCACCAUUUUCGUUUUUGAUAUCAAAAUAGAAUUCAGCACCUCUCAUAUUUCUAGAAAUGACCGAAACCUUUUUCAUCCAUAUAUACUCUUACACCACUACGUUCAUUGCUACUUGCUCAUCGGGACAUAGUCUUGACAGGAAAGUUGGGCAAUCUUACUUUCAUCAAUCAGCAUUUGUAAAGGUACCAGUAAAAUGUAUUUGAUUAACUGUAGCCUAUUACCUGAUUUUCCUGUCACAACUGUUGCCUCAAUCAGCGUGUAGUGAUGAAACAGUGGUAAAAAAUGCUGAAGGAAGAUCUGCUGGCAGAUUGCCUACCCACAUUAUAUUCCUGAUCUAUUUUCAUUUAAUUAAUAUUAGUUAAUUUUUCAUUUGAUUUCUAUGAUUAUAGUUGUGAAUAAUUUGCACUUUGAAAACUUGUGUCAGUUUUAAAUUAUAGAUUUUCAUUUAGCCUGUCUAGCAGGAGGGUCGGGGAGCUGUAGAGGGAAGGCUUGCCCCCUCCCCUAUCCCCCCUCCCCCCUGGGCUGCUAUGCAGGCUAAUUUUCAUUGUGAUUAUCAUAUGCACAGAAAUUCAACGGCUUUAGUAUCAUGACACUGGUACAAAUGUAUUCUUAAUAAUUAAAUACUUUAACCUCRUGACAAUGACUAUUCUCUAUUAUUCCAAAAGAUUCUUUGAGCUGUAUAGAAAUAGCCAAUGUAAAGCAUUAUGUGGAGAUAAUUAUUAAAAGUAAUACCCAUAAUUAA
Messenger RNA from Actinia tenebrosa (Australian red waratah sea anemone), 4801 nucleotides. RefSeq names its product ADP-ribosylation factor 6. Gene Ontology annotation, molecular function: GTPase activity; GTP binding. NCBI's taxonomy places the organism in Eukaryota, Metazoa, Cnidaria, Anthozoa, Actiniaria, Actiniidae. The record is from RefSeq and is a predicted model, not a curated record.